CUUCACAAUUACCUUACUGCUACAGUGAGAGUGACAAGCAAACUUUAGACCUUGUGCGUAAACAAACCCUCAAGUGAACCAAGAUGAGAGCCCAGCGUUGUGUGUCCCCCGUGCAGGCCGUCAUGGGAGUCAUGGACGGCAAGAUCCGCAAGUCGCCCCUCAAGAGCGACGGCGCCGACCAGGUCCUGCUGUACCUGGAGCGCCUGCAGCACCUGGUGCCGCAGUGCCCCAAGGACCGCCCCGUGACCAAGCUCGAGCUCAUCCAGUCCGUCAUCGACUACAUCUACGACCUGGAGGACGCCCUGGAGCCCGAGUCCAGCGACGACGAGUCCUCCGACGUCGCCUCCACCUCCGAGGACGAGAUGGAGUGCGUGGAGAGCUCGUGAGCUUCGCCGCGGGCUCUGUCGCCUCCGGGCUGUGCGGCGCCGGGAGCGACGACGGCGAGGCAGCAGCGACCCGUUCGAGCCGUGAGGGGCGUCUAGGCUGACAACACGAAGGAGGAGGAGGACGACGACGACGACCACGCCCGCGAUGUCCUCGGGUUNCCUUUGCC
Penaeus vannamei (Pacific white shrimp) is the source of this 553-nucleotide messenger RNA. NCBI's taxonomy places the organism in Eukaryota, Metazoa, Arthropoda, Malacostraca, Decapoda, Penaeidae. The record is from RefSeq and is a predicted model, not a curated record.